CUGGCGCUCUCCUUGGCGCACUGUCCCCAUGUCUCUAAAUUCGUCCGCUUUGUACAUCCCUGUAGUUACACCACCGACGCCUGCACCGUCUCCAGGUCCAGGAUUACCCCCACAACACUCGUUCAAUUCUCUAUACAGGCAAGACUUUUCUAUUCUUUCUCCUUACCAGCGACGACAGUUCCUAUCGGCCAUUCUGAGCGAGUGCACACCUGACGAACUACUCUUUGUGUCAACAACCGUCGCGCCUCUCCUGAAGAGGGAUUUUCUACAAGAUCUGCCUCCAGAACUUGCGAUUCACAUCCUUGGCUUCAUCGAUGACCCUCGUUCCCUUCUCAAGGCGGGCCAAGUCAGUCGGUAUUGGCAUAGUCUCGUCUUAGAGGAAUACCUGUGGAAACACAUGUGCGAGGUGUACAACUUCGGCAUCGAGGAAGACUGGGAGCUUUCCGAUCCCUCGAGAAAUUACGUGCAACCUCUAAGCCCUAUAUCUCCUUCACCGAACCACGAGCCACGGCCAUCACUAUCACCUGUCCACAAGAUCUCGUACCGCAAUCACUACAAGCUUUCCUACGUGACAUUAACGAAAUGGCGCACUGGCGGCACCCUGCUACGUCGCAUUCCCCUCACAUCACACCACCACCUCCCGAACGAUGCAAUGCAACCACCCGUGGCGAAUCCAUCGUCUGCCGUACCAACUUCGAUUGCGCUCGAUGUCGACUGGCUCGUUAUCGGCCUCGCAAAUAGUCGAAUUCACAUCUUCAGUGCGCGCACUGGCGUGAGCUGCCGCACCCUCGUUGGUCACAGCGCUGGCGUGUGGGCGGUCGCGCUCGUCAGGGCUGGCGGCGAGCGCAUAGAUCCACCCAUCGAUGAGCGUAUGCGUGACAUGAAGAUCAACAGGAUAGGUUCGGGCAACCGGAGGAUCAGAACGGAGGAAGGCAUCUCGGCGAGCUCGACGCUAUCGUUUGCAAUGCGCGCCGCCCUGGGGCUGGAUCGGAUGCCAUCGGAAGGGCCGAAGCUCUCGAACAAGACUUCACAUGAGUCGUGGCCACAUGGACGGCCAAGUGAACCAUCAGGAACCUCUGAGGGCUGGGGACAACCAAACGCGUUAGUGGUCAGCGGAGGCUGUGAUAAGGAUCUGAGGGUAUGGGACGUUGUUUCUGGAUUCUGCAUAUACGCGCUCAAAGGCCACACUUCAACGAUUCGCUGUCUGAAGGUCCUGCACGGCCGCCCAAUAGCUGUAACAGGCUCGCGCGACCGCACUCUACGUGUAUGGGACAUCCAGCAUGGUAAAUGCCUACGUGUGCUUGAGGGGCACGAAGACAGUGUUCGAAGCAUCGACGUAUGUGGGAACAAAGUUGCGAGCGGCAGCUAUGAUUUCACCUGCCGCCUGUGGAACAUUGACACAGGCGAGUGUCUGCAUAUCAUGCGGGGACAUCACCAUCAGAUCUACUCUGUCGCAUUCGAUGGCGUACGGAUCGCCAGUGGAGGCAUGGACACGACGGUGCGAGUGUGGGAUGCCGAAACUGGGACAUGUGCCGCACUCCUCCAAGGCCACACUGCCCUCGUCUGCCAAGUGCAGCUCCACAACAACAUACUCGUCACCGGCGGCUCCGACGGGCGCGUCAUCAUCUUCUCCAUCGUCCCGGGCACCUGUACCUCCAGCCCGUCCUCGCCCCCGCAGCUCACCGUACAGGACUCGAUCUCCUCGCAGUUCUCACGCUCGUUCUCUAUGCCGUCGCUGCUGGCGCCCCAGCCGCCGAGCCCGCCGAGGACCGCGGCCGCGGCGAAGCCGUUCAGCAUCGUGCAGCGCCUCGCGGCGCACGACAGCAGCGUGACCGGGCUCCAGUUCGACUCGCGCUUCCUCGUAACGGGUGGGAACGACGGGCGGGUGCGCCUCUUCGAGUUCCACAAGGACGCCUCCGCGGGCGCAGAGGGUGGAGCGGGCGGGCUCGGUGGCAAGUUCGAGUAUGUGCGCGAGAUGAGCGACGCGUGCGAGAGCGUGUGGAAGGUCGCGUAUACGGAGCACACCUGCGCGAUCAUGUGCAAGCGUGCGGGCAAGACGCAGGUCGAGAUAUGGAGCUUCAGGCCGAACGGCGCCGAGGCGAAGGACUGAGCAUCAUCGCGUCGAGAGGUUAUAGUUUUAUGGACUUCCGGCUUCCGGACUGUGUCUUUCGGUUUGUGGAUUGUCGCUUCGGCUUUAACUGUUCCUGGACUCGCUCAUGCUCUAUCACUCAUUUCUGGUCUGCUUCUGUAGCAAUAAUACUUAAUAAUGUAAUGGCGUGCACUCUCCGUUGUGGACC
Messenger RNA from Phanerochaete carnosa HHB-10118-sp, 2297 nucleotides. RefSeq lists its product as uncharacterized. Gene Ontology annotation, molecular function: protein binding; RNA polymerase II general transcription initiation factor activity. Gene Ontology annotation, biological process: transcription initiation at RNA polymerase II promoter. The record is from RefSeq and is a predicted model, not a curated record. Lineage: Eukaryota; Fungi; Basidiomycota; Agaricomycetes; Polyporales; Phanerochaetaceae. The coding region runs from base 398 to 2110 and encodes 570 amino acids. Gene Ontology annotation, cellular component: transcription factor TFIID complex. The transcript has 5 exons.